Molecule: messenger RNA, 1947 nt
Organism: Aureobasidium pullulans EXF-150
Lineage: Eukaryota; Fungi; Ascomycota; Dothideomycetes; Dothideales; Saccotheciaceae
Product: MIF4G-domain-containing protein
Exons: 1
Biological process (GO): mRNA splicing, via spliceosome
Cellular component (GO): catalytic step 2 spliceosome
Molecular function (GO): RNA binding; protein binding
Source: RefSeq, a predicted model, not a curated record
AUGCAGUCGGCAGUACGUCUACCUUCUCCCGAUGCCGCCGACGGCCAGUCACAUACUUCUGGGCGCAAACGCUCGCCUUCAUCGCGUUCUCCAUCGCCAGAAAGACGCCCUCCGACACUGCGCACCAGAUCUACCGACCCUGAUGCAAAGAACGACCCCUCACCGCCGCGCGACCGCUCGCGAUCGCCACUCCCUCACCGUAAUGGCCCGCUUCCACGCGACGUAGACCGUCAAAGAGCUCUCGAGCGCCAAAGACAGGCCGAAACCCGCCGCCGUGAAGAAGUCAAGGAGGACAAGCCUCUGUCGGCUGCUGAGAAGCAGGCCGCCGCAAAGGCCGAGUAUGAGCGUCUGCUCACCAUGCGCUCAGGAGGAACCUAUGUACCCCCGGCCAAGUUGCGCGCUCUACAGGCUGAAAUCGGCAACGACCCAUCUUCCAAGGAAUUCCAGCGCAUGGCAUGGGAGGCCCUCAAGAAGUCUAUCAAUGGUCUGAUCAACAAAGUCAACGUCUCCAACAUCAAAUACAUUGUUCCCGAGUUGUUCAGCGAGAACCUCAUUCGAGGGCGUGGGCUCUUCUGCCGAAGCAUAAUGAAGGCUCAGGCUGCCAGUUUGCCCUUUACUCCCAUCUACGCCGCCAUGGUCGCCAUUGUGAACACGAAGCUUCCUCAGGUUGGCGAGUUGCUGGUCAAUCGCCUUAUUGUGCAGUUCCGCAAAGCCUUCAAGCGCAACGACAAGGCCGUUUGCCUCAGUAGCACCACCUUCCUGGCCCAUCUGAUCAACCAGCAGGUUGCUCACGAGAUGCUUGCUGCCCAAAUCCUGUUGCUGUUAUUGAACAAGCCCACUGACGAUAGCGUUGAGAUUGCCGUGGGUCUGAUGAGAGAAGUUGGUCAGCAUAUCGAAGAGUUCAAUGCGCAGAUCGCCAUGGCCGUCUACGAUCAAUUCCGCAGUAUUUUACACGAAGCCGACAUUGACAAGAGAACGCAAUACAUGGUCGAGGUCCUGUUCCAGGUCAGAAAGGAUCGCUACAAGGACAAUCCCGCGGUCAAGGAAGAGCUGGAUCUUGUUGAAGAGGAGGAUCAGAUCACCCACAACACUGGCCUCGAUGACCAGAUUGAGGUACAAGAUGGUCUCAACGUCUUCAAGUUCGACGCAGAUUGGGAAGCAAACGAGGAAGCAUACAAAAAGCUCAGGGCCGAGAUUCUUGGAGAGGCCGAUGGAAGCGACGAAGACGACGAAGACGGCUCUGAUGUGAGCAGCAGCGAGGACGAAGACGACGAAGAAGUCAAACAGGUCGAGAUCAAGGAUCAGUCCAACACCGAUCUGGUCAACUUGCGCCGUACAAUCUAUCUCACCAUCAUGUCUUCUGGAGGCUUCGAAGAAUGUACCCACAAAUUGCUACGCAUUAACCUACCGCCAGGUCUGGAGCACGAGCUACCGUCUAUGAUUGUCGAGUGUUGCUCCCAGGAACGCACCUACAACAAAUUCUUCGGUCUGAUCGGUGAACGUCUUUGCAAGAUCAACCGCAUGUGGAACGAGCUGUUCGAGGCCUCUUUCGUCAAAUACUACGACACUAUCCACCGCUUGGAAACUAACCGUCUACGCAUUGUUGCUCAGUUCUUCGGUCACCUCCUUUCCUCGGACGCCAUUGGCUGGCAUGUUAUUAGCGCUAUUCACCUGAAUGAAGAAGAAACCACUUCAUCCUCGCGUAUCUUCAUCAAAAUCUUGAUCGAAGAACUGGCUCAGAAUGUUGGCAUGAAGAAGUUGUCGGAGAGAAUGAAGGACGAUGCUCUGUUGCCUGCUCUGGGCGGUAUCUUCCCUGUCGACAAUCCUCGUAACACUCGCUUCAGCAUCAACUUCUUUACAGCCAUUGGCAUGGGUGUGUUGACAGAAGGCAUGAGAGAAUACCUCAAGAAUAUGCCCAAGCCGACGCUACCUGCUCUGCCUGUCAGA